This is a messenger RNA of Hermetia illucens (black soldier fly), 611 nucleotides long. Its product is annotated as probable salivary secreted peptide. The transcript is spliced from 2 exons. The record is from RefSeq and is a predicted model, not a curated record. NCBI's taxonomy places the organism in Eukaryota, Metazoa, Arthropoda, Insecta, Diptera, Stratiomyidae. Bases 52 to 483 code for a protein of 143 amino acids.
CAUUCAAUAGUUAAGUAAAGUUCAACGGAGAAGCUGCUUAAUUUAAACAACAUGAAACUUCUUAUAAUUUUUGCUGUAGUCAUUUUGGCAGCGCUAGUCUCCGGAGAAUCCAGCCAAAAACAUAACGUUGUUUGGGGCGUCGCUGGUGAAGGUGAUGUCCGGUUGACCCGUAGUUUUGUUAAGAUGGGAUCUAAAUUCUUGAGGAAGGUUCAAAAAGUUUUGGAAUAUUCUGGCAAGGAUGGUUACGUUAUAACCAGCGUUCGUUGUUAUGAUCAGAGCACUGAUGGUGAAGGCGGGUACGCAACUUUACUGAGGGGUGGUCCUGGAUUUAAAUCCGUAGAGAUUAAUUUCAAAUCUCAGAGAGGACAUGGUCUGAAUUUUGUUGUGGAUAUAAUCGGAAAGAAAAGUGACGGCAAGAACGACGUCCCAGCUGGUCCAGUGCUAAAUGACAUAGGAGAUAUUCCAGAGCCGAUGGAUGAUUAGAAGGCAUAUCUAAGGAAUACAUUAGAAUUGAAUUUAUAUCCACAGUUUAUUGGAAUAUUAGGUCUAAAUUGUAUUUUCUCGAUUCUUGAAGUAAAUGUUUUUAUGGAGUUUCAUUUACUCCAUUGGUA